CCAUUUGCGUCCAAUCUUCGAGAGAAUUAAAAAGGAUUUAGAAGCAAGAUGUAUGAGAACACAUGCGUGUCGCCGCGAGUAUUCUCAGCAAUACAGAAUGUCGAUAUCCAAGAACUGUCAUUGUGCUCGCAUAAGGAGAUCAGGCCGAUUCUACCAUGUUUAGUUAGGAUGAGCCUCAUCUCGCCGUUGGAUAUAACGAAGGAGUGCGUGGAGGGUAGAAAACAAGUUCUAACAAUAUUAUCCGGCAUCGAGUCCGUCAAUUCUAUUAUCGCCUUAUUGUCGAUCGAUUUCCACGCCCUCGAGACUGACGUCCGGCAAGAGCAGCAGUUAAGACAAAAACCUGGCAGCCAACGGGACAGUGUGUUGGCCCAGUCUGUGCAGAGUGGCUUGGCGCUGGAAUUUGAACGCAGCGAGUCCAUUCACAGGAUCAGAUUGGUGCUCAGAGAGAUCCUGCUUAUAGCGACACAGAUACAGGAACUGCAGAAGAAUCAGGAGUUCCAGAUCAGACAGUCAGACCUGUUUGACAAUGCUGUCUACAUGGAAGAAAUAAGCUAUGUGAUAUGUAUUGCUCUCGCUGAAUUACCAACGUUGCUCUCUAUCCUGGACAUUGCAGAGACUCUGUUGCAUGUCAAGCAUGGCCCCAACAUCAUCUGUUGGAUUGUCGCCAACAGCCCAGACAGCUUCUUGGAGGUAUGCACUCAUUUGAUCGCCAACGGGGAACGGCAAGAAGAGUCCGCAUUAGGCAGGAUCAGAACACAGGCAAUCACGAUGCUCUGCCAGAUGAAUCCGAGCCAAGCGCUAGCGAUUAGGGCCAAGUGCGUGGAAUUGUGUCGGAUGCCCGCGCUGGCCAUUGCUCUGAGCUUGGAGCAUGAGAACGCAAACAGUUCACAGCCGGAGAGUGACGUGGUUGCCUUUGUCUCUGGCUUGCUGCUCGGUAGCGAUCAACAAGUGCGCUCGUGGAUCGCGAUGUUCAUAAGGAAUGGACAGAAGCGUAAGUGGGAAUCACAGACGGCUUUGCAGUCACUGCGGGAGGAACUGCUCAAAAGGCUGCAGACGAUUGCGUCACAGAGCACGGAUGGUCAGCUGGCAGAGUCGCAGGUUGUUCAGGCGAGCGCGUUGCUCAGGCUCUAUUGCGCUCUGCGAGGCAUCGGUGGCAUUAAAUUUCAAGAUGACGAAGUGACGAUGAUCGUACAGCUCCUGACGUCGCAUCCACCACCAUCUCCGGCCGGCGUACGCUUCGUGUCUCUUGGCUUAUGCAUGCUGAUCGCGUGCCCCUCUCUGAUCGGGCAUCACAAUCUAGAGAAGCGCAGUAUUGAAUGGGUGCAAUGGUUGGUACGCGAGGAGGCUUACUUUGAGAGUGCGAGCGGCGUCACGGCCAGUUUUGGUGAGAUGCUACUGCUGAUGGCGAUACACUUUCACAGCAAUCAGCUGUCAGCGAUCUGUGAGCUGGUUUGCGCCACACUCGGCAUGAAGAUACCCAUCAGACCUAACAAUCUCACGCGGAUCAAGCAGAUCUUCAUGCAGGAGAUUUUCACGGAACAGGUAGUCACGGCGCACGCGGUCAAAGUACCGGUCACGGCGAAUCUGAACGCUAAUAUUCCCGGCUUUCUACCGGUGCACUGCAUCCAUCAGUUGCUUAAAUCACGAGCAUUCGCGAAGCACCGGGUACCCAUCAAGAACUGGAUAUAUCGACAGAUCUGUGCCAGCGUGCCACCGCUGCAUCCGGUUCUGCCAGCCUUGGUGGAGGUCUACGUCAACUCUAUCCUGAUGACAAACAACAAAACGUCCGAGCACACGAACAAGCCCAUCACCGAGAAUGAGAUCUGCCGGGUGUUUCAGAAUAGCGUAUUUGGAGCGAAUUUUGACUUCAAGCAGAAUCCCGUUAACGCCAUGCAGAUAGAUGCCGAUAAUAUGGACAUCGACACAUCGAAACCUUCGCUCACCUCUCAGUUGCUGCUGCUGUAUUAUCUUUUGCUUUACGAAGACGUGAGAUUAUCCAACAUGCACACCUUCCUAUCGCAAAGCAGAAAGGUCAAGUCCUAUUCAACGGAGUUUUUGUCCGAGUUACCGAUCAAGUACCUAUUGCAGUUGGUCCAGCGGGAUCAGAUGAACUAUGCUAGUCUGUUCUCGCCGCUUCUUCGGUUAUUGGCUACACAUUUUCCUCAUCUGUCUCUAGUGGACGAUUGGCUCGACGAUGAGAUGAUUAAUAUAGAUUCCGCUAUCGCGAGCUACGAAAGCACGAAAAUUAGUGACAUCGCGAUUGUCGAGGCAUUUAGCCAUGUCAAAACUUGUCCGUCAAGGACCGGUAGAUUAUUGAGACAACUGAUGGCGUUAAAACCGACAGAGAUCUGGCCUCACGCCGAAUUGAUAAUACAUUAUUUUAAGGAUGUUCUCGACGAGCAGGUUCCUAGAUAUAUACAAGAACUUUAUAAGCAAGUGUGGCUCAGACUUAACACUGUACUACCGCGUUGUCUAUGGGUCCUCUCCAUAAAUGCUCUGCUAAUAGAAAAUUCAAUAGUGAAAAAUGUCUUUUUGACACAAGACAAUAUUGUGUUAGAUCCGUUGCAAGUAUUAAGAUGUGACACGAGAGUUUUUAGAUGUGCGCCGAUUUUAUCUGUAAUUCUAAGAAUUUUACAAGCUACAUUGGCCGCCUCUCGAUCUCAAUUAUCCAGACACAUGCAGGAUAAGCCUUUGACCGAAAAGAUCGGGCAACUGACGAGCGAAACGGAAAGAGAAGAUCUGAGAAUAGCCUUGGUAAUGGGUCAAGAAAGCGCGGCAGUGCAGAUUUUAUUGGAAGCAUGUUUGGAAACGGAGGAAGACAAGAAAACUCCCGGACAAAUGUGGUCUCUUCGUGAAAUACGAAGUGUCGUAUGCUCCUACCUACAUCAAGUAUUCAUAGCUGAUCCAUCUCUAGCCAAAUUAGUUCAUUUUCAGGGUUAUCCACGAGAAUUGCUCCCGAUCACGGUUUCCGGAAUUCCGUCCAUGCAUAUUUGUCUCGACUGGAUUCCGGAAUUAUUGUCGCAGCCUGAAUCGGAGAAGCAAGUAUUCGCCGUUGAUUUGGCUUCGCAUCUGGCGAUUCAAUACGCUUUGCCGAAGGCUCUGAGCGUUUCCCGAUUAGCUAUUAAUACUCUGAUAACACUGUUGGGUGUAUUAUCAGCCGAGGACCGAGUCAUUCUCUUCAUGCCGGUGUUGUCGUCGUUGACGCGGAUAUGUCUAGCUUUUCCUCCUUUAGCUGAGGAUAUCACAGGAUUGUUACUACAGCUUGGCAGAGUUAGCACGGCUCAAGCAGCAUUGGGUGACAAAGCGGCGGAUCUUCUGUGUCAAGAAGUGAACGCGACGUUUUGCACUCUGUUGCAGAAAGCUAUACUGCAAUCGCGAGUUUACUGAAGUGCGAUUCAGCUGUACUAAAGAAAUGUUAACUGUUUAUAAGUUUACUGUUUAAGAAUUAAGAUGCGUUAUGUGUACAUAAAUUUGUAUUACUUAUCUAUCACUGUAAAGCGACUUUCAAUUUUGUAAGCUAUUUUUUUUAAUUGUGUACGAAUUAGAUAUCUUUGAUACAUUUUACAACAUUAAUGGGCGCGUUCAGCAGACAUGUUGAGGUAUUCUAGAUUAUCCACUCAGACUUUGGUUCUAGAGAAUACAGUAAUAACAGCGAUCGCUCACUCAAUUGUUUACUGAACAUGUCCCAUAAAACCAUAUUGCUUGACCAAGUCUGUCGAUCAAGUAAUGAGUAUAUCUAUGAUUAAGUUAGAGAUGUGUGCAGUGUGUAAGAUUACCAAUUAGUGUAUUUUGUUUUUCUGUAUAUAUAACGUCUUUUUAUCUAUGAAAACACUGAUUGUAUAUAUUUAUUUUGAAAUAUUAAACAUAUGUACAAAAGAA
Messenger RNA from Solenopsis invicta (red fire ant), 3879 nucleotides. It is a transcript of the gene IntS2, whose product is annotated as integrator complex subunit 2. The record is from RefSeq and is a predicted model, not a curated record. Bases 49 to 3387 code for a protein of 1112 amino acids. Gene Ontology annotation, cellular component: integrator complex. NCBI's taxonomy places the organism in Eukaryota, Metazoa, Arthropoda, Insecta, Hymenoptera, Formicidae. The transcript has 5 exons. Gene Ontology annotation, biological process: snRNA 3'-end processing.